Molecule: messenger RNA, 1888 nt
Organism: Sinocyclocheilus rhinocerous
Lineage: Eukaryota; Metazoa; Chordata; Actinopteri; Cypriniformes; Cyprinidae
Product: CTTNBP2 N-terminal-like protein
Exons: 5
Coding region: 74-1639 (521 amino acids)
Source: RefSeq, a predicted model, not a curated record
GUGAAGCCGAUUUUAAACAACGGUGCUGCUCGAUCGAUGAGCGAUAUAUUGGAAACUGAUCAUCAAACUUGGCAUGGCACCCACAACGGAGUCGAGGCUGAAUGUGGAGGCUCUGAGUAAGAGAGAUGUGCUGCUGCUCUUUAGUGUUCUUGAGGGAGAGCUGGAGGCCAGAGACUUUGUCAUACAGGCACUCAAGGCCCAGCGUAGAGAUUGCGACAUGUGGGAGCGAUAUGGCAAAUACAACCUGAGCGACCCGUUCCUGGCCCUGCAGAGAGACAGUGAGGUCCUCCAGAGCUCGGGCCAGACCAGGGGAGACGGAGAAAGUUCCUCCCAGAGACGAGAAGGGUUCUGUGGGGCCACGGCUCGCUCGGAUCCUUUGGCGGUGCUGAAGCUGGUGGUCGGACACUGCAGAAGGAUGCAGGAGAAGAUGCUGAAACAGCUGGCAGCUGCCGAGAACAGACAUAGGAGGGUCAUUGCUGAUCUGGAGGAGGAGAAGAGGAAGCAUGCUGAGGAUACUGCAGAAGGAGAUGAUGUCACAUACAUCCUGGAGAAGGAGAGAGAGCGCCUCCUGCAACAGUUGGAGUUUGAGAAGGCAAAGACGUCCCGAAUGGAGAGGGAGAACAAACGACUGUACGAUCAGUUAGAAGACCAGCGAGUCCAGCAUAAACAGCUUAUGAUGGCAGUGAGCCGUGAAUGCAACCGCUCCGGCACGCGUGCCCAUGAGGAAUCCCAGCGCGCCAACGAACUCAGCCAUCGCCUCGAUCGUGAGCGAGCGGCCAAUCAGGCUCUGAGGGCGGAGCUCGAGGAAGAAAAGAAGCGGGCUAUGCAAACGGAGGCGAGUCGAGAGGAGCUGCUGGCCGAGUUUGACACUGAAAGGGAGCAGCUUGGGCUGAGAUUACGAAAGGAGGAAGCGCGUUGUAGAGCACUACAGGAAGACCUAGAGAAGCUGAAGAGUGUGAUGAACAAUGCAGAGGAGAAAUCAAACAAGAUGCAGACAAAAAUGAACGGACACCAUGUUCUUAUGGAGGAAGAUGGGAAUGUUGAGAAGCAGGGCAUGUUAACCAAUGGGAGCUCUCAGACCAAUCCACAAGCUCACAGCCCUACAAACAGCAAUCAAUCACCUGACAUGCCCAGUACACAAGCUGCAUACCAGGCUGGCAUGAACCAGCGCUUCCAUGCAGCCCGUCACAAGUUCCAAGGCCCCUUUGAUCAAGAUUCCCAGACCGUCUCCUCCCCUCCGAAUAGUCCAUGUGACUUCUCGCCCUGUGCAGCCCAUGUGACUCCACCAGACAGCGCUUCUUCUAAACAAGCGGCCCACAGCACCGUCACACAGGCCCUGAGUCGCUUCAGCACUCAGCAAAGUCCCAGCAAACCAACAUCCCCCAACAGUUCCCCUUUUGGCACAGAUUACCGCACAUUGGCCCACUCUGGGAUGUUGUCUCCCACCAUCAGGUCUCCAACUAUUCCCAGAGGGAACCCACCUCCAAUCCCACCCAAAAAACCAGGCCUCGCUGACACACCUUCUUCUCCAGCCACACUCCGAGCUGCUCACUUGGCUCAAAUGACGGCCGGUUGUGGACGCAGCAGCAACUCAGAGAACAGCAAAGAACCAGACCUGGUGCUGUCGUCUAGCGGCUAGCAAGCACAAAUGAUGAACUUGAUCGUGUCAAACACUGUUGAUUUUUUUUUUUUUUGUAAGGGACAUUUCAGGUUUUUAAAAUCAGUUUUAGAAUAUUUGAAACAUAUAUUUUCGAAGUAAAUAUGCAAUAUUACCAUAUCUCAGUCAGAUGCAUGUUGAUUGUGUGCAUGAAUACAUUAUACAUUCUGUAUUUUACCAUGAGAAAAAUCACCUGUUUAUCACAGACAAUCACCAGCUUCUAUAAAUAGU